Drosophila hydei is the source of this 2820-nucleotide messenger RNA. RefSeq lists its product as uncharacterized. The transcript has 2 exons. The record is from RefSeq and is a predicted model, not a curated record. Lineage: Eukaryota; Metazoa; Arthropoda; Insecta; Diptera; Drosophilidae. Bases 61 to 2553 code for a protein of 830 amino acids.
CAUUUUCGGUUCAUGUCAUUGCCGGCUGAGUGAGUAAAUAAUCAAAUAGUUAAGUAAGAUAUGGAAGAUAAGUUCAACUACUCGGAACAAAAACAUUCUGUACACGUAACGAGGCAUGGGUAUACGAACACAAACGAACAGGAACACACAACAGACACAGCUGAAUCGGAAGUCUUUUACUCGCCACACCAACGAGUGCCUGCAGCGUCCGACGUUAACAGACAUAGUUCAGCGCCCAGAUCCUUGACUGACAACGAAUGUCGUUGCAUACUUCACGACUUGGCCGAGCAGUAUCAAAAGUUGGUGCGAAACAUCGCUUGGAAUUUGCCGAGGAAGUCGCUGAAGUCGCCGAGGGGUCGCACAGACGCCGAAAGCUGCCCAGUGCUAUCGCAGUUGUGUAAGAGCACAAAGGUGCAGUCCGGCUGGCGGUUUGAGGAGCAGGGCUGUUCGCAGCUGGACGAUAAUUACAAAUAUAUGAUUGGGUUCGUGGAGUUCUUUCGCCAGCGCAUGUACUAUGAGCGGCUGGGCAUACCGCUGACAUCGUUGGAACUGCUCUAUUUGUGCGACACCGAGCAGGACUGCCGCAGGCAGCGGCGCAUGUGCCAGGACAGAUGUACCCAAACGGACAACGAGCUGCUCGACUAUACGUUGCAUCGGUUGCGCGGUGGCAACGUCUCUAAGUGCGGCUUGGCGGAAGGCACACUCAGCUCGGAAGUCUAUGAGCAGCGGAACACCACGGCAGUCGGUGAGCCAAGCAAUCUUAACUUGCAGCUUGCUACAGCAUCGAGUCAAUACUUUGAAGCGCUUUCGCGUCAGGCUAGCAUCUCGGAGGAACAGAGUCGAAAUGCCAAGCCCCAGCAAGCCGAGCCGGCUGAUCACAGCUGUGGGGAUAGGGAAAGUGAAACCCCAAUGCCAGCAGCAACCACAGCCGCAUCACUAAGAGUUCUAAUGUCCCCAGCAACAGCAACGCCACCGACGCCUUUGCCAACGAGUCGCUUGGCGCAGCGAAAGAGUCGGGAUUUCCUUAAGCUGCGCAAGAAGCGAAGGCACUUGAUAAUGGAUCAGGGCACAAAAGCGCUACAAAAUCAGUCCUCGCUAAGGUUCACAUACCAGAGUCUACUAAAGUUCUGGGGCAAGGGCAGGGACAGGGACAGGGACAGGGACAGGGAGUUCAAUGAUACUGUCAGGUUGAUCCAUCUGCUGCGACACUCGUCCAAGAACUUCAAUCUGCCUGGCAAGGCGGCAGCCCAGCAGAUGCUCUUCGAUGACAUCGAUAAAAGCUCCUCGUGCAAGGUGGAAAUGCUUUUGGCACCGGACACACCACGGCUGCUGCUCAACGAAAUGAGAAGGUCCGGCCUGCUGAUGGCGAAGAGCAUUACGUUCACGGAGACGUCGUCGCUGCUGCAGCUGGACUGUGCGUCGAGCAUUUUGGCUACGGCUCGACUGUCGUUCGAGGCGGGCGGCAUGAGGCACGGCUCCGCGGACACGCUCAAUGAGGUGUGGUGUAAUCCGGGCGUCUUUCUCAACUCCCGCCCGCCAGCAGCGCCGCACACUUCGGGCGAGCGCAAACGGCAACUGCCCAUCGAUGCGCUCAUCGUUGGCUGUGUGGGCGCCCCGAUCCUCGGCGAGCAGGCAGCCCGUGCAGCGCUUGAGAAGUGCGCCUUUUUGUCUAGGGAGUUCGACAAGCUCAGCCGAGAGCAACGGGCAAAGGACGUUGCGCUGCGCCUGCAGCAGCUGCGCCUCUUUCAGGCCAAGGCCAGCCGCGACUACAUUUCCUUGAUGCGCGCGCACGAGUCCCGCGACUGCCAGCGGCACAGCAGCGGCAAAGCGAUCCCCAGGCUCUUUGAAUGCCCACUGAACAAGCCGAGCUGUGUGCCUCUGCUCAGCGAGUCGAUGCUGGCGCACUUUCUGCAUAUGCACCUCAGCGAGCCCGGCUUAUCCCUAAACGAGCUGUAUGAGCGGGAUCAGGUGCUGAUCAUGUUUCAGCCGCGCUCCUUUCGGCGCUCGCGCAACGUCUGCCUGUCGAUGAUCGCCUUUGCCUUUGCCGGCGCCAAGAGCAAGUCUGCCGAUCCCCCCGUCUCGCCUUAUAUGCCCGUCUACAAUGUGGGCUUGCCCGACAUAUAUAGCGAAUACGCGGGCCACCUGCCGCUCUUUGUGAUGGCCUGUCGCACCCGUCUGCGGCGCAGGGGCCGCACGGCGAAUCGACGCGAUUUGGGACGCGACUCGUCCAAUCCGGCGUUUUCGACGCCCGGCAGACAGGGCGCGGGUGAGUGUGUCAUGGCCUUGUGGCUGGUCAGCGUCGAGCUGACGAGGCCCGUGCACGUGCAAAUGACCGUUUUCAAUCGGCGCGUCGACAUCAGCCGAAGCUCCAUCAUGCAGGUGCGCGGUCUAAACAAAUGCCACGACUGCGACAAGUUUAUGCUGAAAAGUCAAAACUAUUUGCGCCUAACCGGACAGGACCUGCGCGUGCUGACCAACAACUACACGGAGCCCAUCUACCUGGAGCUCUCCGUUCAGGACUAUGCGCGUCCGUCCGUCCGCGACAGACAUUAAAAUGCGCUGAUCUCAAAGUAUACGCAUUUUUCUAUUGAAAUGACCAAGCAGAAGGACAUCGAGAGCACGCGCUCUGAGAUGGGCUGAACAAAUUUAUUUACAAUUUUUAGCUACUAAAUGCAACUUUUCACUUUUGGCGAACACCCAAAGUCAAUUAGGAUCUGCUCAAGGUAAAAUUUCGCUAAUGCUCCUUUUGAAGAUGGUAAAAGGCAUAAAAGGAACAAAUCAAAUUGGUAUAGAACGAGCCAUAAAUUUUUGUUAAGUUUA